This is a messenger RNA of Rhinocladiella mackenziei CBS 650.93, 1818 nucleotides long. RefSeq lists its product as uncharacterized. Lineage: Eukaryota; Fungi; Ascomycota; Eurotiomycetes; Chaetothyriales; Herpotrichiellaceae. Gene Ontology annotation, biological process: regulation of DNA-templated transcription. The record is from RefSeq and is a predicted model, not a curated record. The transcript has 3 exons. The coding region runs from base 1 to 1818 and encodes 605 amino acids. Gene Ontology annotation, molecular function: zinc ion binding; DNA-binding transcription factor activity, RNA polymerase II-specific; transcription cis-regulatory region binding. Gene Ontology annotation, cellular component: nucleus.
AUGCCUACUCCCAUGGCCGCGACAUAUCCUUCAGACACUCCAGGACUCCGGGCACAUCGAGCAUGUCGAAAUUGUGUCCAAAUCAAAGCGAAAUGUGUUCCGUUAGAAGGAUCAAAUAACACCACAUGCCAAAGAUGCCAUCGAUUAAAGAAAGAAUGCACCACUCCAGUCCCGGUCCCACGCAAACGGCGGAAUAAAUCCACACGCGUCUCACAACUCGAACAAAGACUUGACACUCUAACCAGUCUCCUGACGACUCGUGGUGGUGCCAACGAGAUUCCGGAUCCACCUAAUCCGUCUCUACCAACCCCUCCAGUAUCUUCAACAAACGAGCGGAGAAGCCUCAACGACUUCAAUCAUGGCCCGGAUCCAGACGCAUGGGUAAACCCUUGCAAAGCUCCUCCUAUCAAACAGACCCUACGUGAGGAAGCCGAUGAAUUCUUCCACACGCCUUUAGCGCCUGUGAUGGAAGAAAAGCUGUUCAGCCACUUUCGCACGGAGAUGAGUCAAUAUUUCCCAUUUGUUGUGGUCCCGCCCGAUGCAACAGCCGUGGCGUUCAAGGAAGGCAAGCCUUUUCUAUUCAGAUGCUGUGUCACCGCCGCUUGUCAUCCCGACCCCCAUGUGCAACGACAACUCGUCGAAGAAUUGCUCAGAUAUUUGGGAGAUCGCAUGUUGCUCAAUAGUGAGAGGUCUCUGGAUCUGUUGCAAGGAGUCUUGGUAUUGAUCGCAUGGUAUCAAUUCUACAAUCACUACAAUCCUCAAUUGAUGAACCUCCUCCAUCUGGCCUCGGCACUCGUUAUCGAUCUUGGAUUGAAUCGGCCAUGCCAUUCCGGACCGUGGCCACCGGUCGGGAUGGUAACUGAAGUGACCCAGCUCAUCCACGGCGGACCCGUGAUGCAAGGAGCACAUACAUCCGAUGAACGCAGAGCAGUCCUCGGAGUCUGCUAUUUCACCGGAAAAAUAUCAUCCUGCUUCCGAAGGUUGGAUCCGGUACGGUGGACUCCACACUUGGAAGAUUGCUGUAACUCUCUCCUUGCGGCAGCCGAGUAUCCCACGGAUGUAUAUGCUGUUCAAUUCGUUCAAUUGUAUCGAAUCACAGAGAGAUAUUCACCAUAUCUCGCCACAAGAUCGUACGCGGAGGUACCUAUACGCACUUAUGUCCGGUGCUUUGAGGAAGAUAUUGAGAAAUAUCAGCAACGCCUCCCUCCAGACUUGGCAAAGAACGCUUUGAUGCGAAUGCAUAUCCUCAGCGCCCAGAUCGGACUUUAUGAAGCUGUCGUCAACGCUGAAUGUGACGCCCCCAUCCAAAGAGCAGAGGCAUUGCAUGCCUGUCUGCAACGGGUCAAAUCUCUCUACGAUGUACUCGAUGGACAACCCCCGGAUAGUCUCCCCAAUCUUCCCUUUUUGGCAUGGAUUCAUGUUGUCCAUGCUCUCAUUGUGGUGGCCAAAUUGUCAUUCCUGGUGGCCGACGGGUGGGACUUGCAAUACGUCCGAACGUCCCCAGUGAACUUUGAGUCUGUAUUGGACUGUCUCAUCACGAAGCUGGAAUCCGUCGCCCAACACAAUCUUAGAGAGUUUCGAACGCCCAACGCCGUUUCAGCUCGCUUCAUGUUAUAUGCGGAGAAGACACGCGUUUGGAAGCGGUGGUAUGAAAACAAAAUCAAGGUAGAGGCUGCACCUCACACCUCACAACCUCCUGAUAUUGGGGGCGCUGUUUUGCCAAUGGACGAUCAGGUCAUCGAGGGAUUUCUUGACGGGUUUGAUGAUGGAGCCUGGCAGGACUUUAUAGGCGAUUGGACUGCUAAUUUCCAGUUUUGA